Molecule: messenger RNA, 4509 nt
Organism: Closterium sp. Naga37s-1
Lineage: Eukaryota; Viridiplantae; Streptophyta; Zygnematophyceae; Desmidiales; Closteriaceae
Source: the annotation of a GenBank genome assembly
AUGCUGAAGGUGUUCCUGCUACUCGCCCUGGAUUCAUCUUUGCAUCUCUACUGCCCGUUCCGCCUCUCCCCCUGCUCACCCCACUUCCAGCUGCAGGACAUAGCUCUGACCAACGUGGGCAGUGUGGAGCAUGCUGACGGAGUGCGCAAGUGGAUGGGGCGACUCACAGACGAGCAGCUGGCGGAGCUAGUGCUAAACAAGCUGAAGCUGCUGUCUCGAGCAGGCCUGCCAUACCGGCCGCCACGCCACCUCCUCUCAUCUGCUCGCCGGCCCAAAGCCUCGGCACGAAUGGUGGUGGAUGAGGGUUCAGAGGAGCAACAGCAGCAGCAGGCAGAGGAGGAGGAGGAGGAAGCAGAGCAGGAGUACUGGGAGCAGCAGCGGGCUGUGCUCUUCCACCGUCUCCGCCCGUUCCUAGAGGAAGUAGUAGUCUCCUUCUUCGAGAAGAAGCGCUCCCAGCGAGCAGCACUCAACGCACUGCCGCUCUACCCCAACGAGGACGUCAUGUGGGACGAGAGCCUCAUCCCCAGCGUGAACUACACCGGCGAGGGCUGCUUGGCGCUGCCGAAACUCAACCUGCAGUUCCUGACGCUGCAUGAUUAUCUCCUGCGGAAUUUCAACCUGUUUCGGCUCGAGUCGACGUACGAGAUUCGGGAGGAGGUGCACGAUGUGCUGAAGCGGAUGGGGGCGAAGGGGAGCAUGUACAGCAGCGUGGACAGGAAUACAGAGUUCACAGGGUGGGCCCGAAUGGCCAUUCAGAUAUCGUCUUUCCGGAUUGUGGAAGUUAAGGCGCCGCGGCUCGGCGAGGUGCAGCCCGCGGCGGUUCUAGCGGAAGUGGAGUACUCUAUAGGGGGGUAUAAGGCGGCCAUGCGGAGCGAGUGGGAGGAGAUUAAAGAGCAUGAUGUGCUGUUCCUGCUGGGAAUCCACCCUGAUGAGAUCGCGCUGCAAGCUGCGGCUGAUGCGGCCGCGGCACAGGCGGCCGCUCAGGCGAAACGAGAGGCGGGGGAGGAUGGGGCGGAGGAGGAAGAAGCAGCGGCGGAUGCUGCUGCAGUGGUCUCGUCGCUGUCUGUCCCGCAGAGAUACGGGUUAAGAUAUGUGCGGGGGUGUGAGGUGAUCGAGUUGCGUGACGAGGACAACAAGCUGAUGAAUGAUUUCUCUGGAAGGGUGAAGCGGGAGGAGUGGAAGCCGCCCAAAGGGAACAAGCGCACAGCUCUCGUUGCCCUCGACCCAGCCCAGUUCCAGCUGGAUUUAGAGGCCAACGGAGGGACGCUGAGAGGAGCGCAGGAGGAGGUUUACUCGGCUUUGAAUGUGGUGAUGCGGAGGAAGCCAAAGGAGAAUAACUUCAAGCCGAUUCUGGAGUCGAUUCGGGAUCUGAUGAACGAAGAGGCGUCGGUGCCGGGCUGGCUGCAUGACCUGUUUUUAGGGUACGAUGACCCGGCGGCCGCCAGCUGGCGGCGCAUGCCUGCUGAGCUGGCGCCGUGGCGCGUGGAGGUGGUGGAUUUUAGGGACACUUUUGUGGAUGCAGAGCAUUUGAAGGAGUGCUUCCCGGGCUUUAAGGUCCGUUUUGUGGAUGCGGAUGGGUUUGAGAACCCUAACCCCCAGCCUCCGUUCCGCGUGACUAUACCGAUGCCAAAGCCGCCGCAAGAGGAGGGGCGUGGAGUGGCAGUGGGAGGGAAGAAGAAGGGGCAGGAGAAGGAGGGGAAGGGGAAGGGGAAGGGGAAGAAGGGGAUGAAAGGGAAGAAGAGGGGGAAGGGGAAGGGAGGGGAGGAGGAGAAGGGUGGGGAGAAGCAGGAAGGGGAGCAUACGGAGGUGGAUGAGGAAAAAUCGAAGGGCGGAGAUGGGGGAGACAAGGCGCCUCAGCAGGGAGAGCAGGGAGACAAGGGGGAGCAGGGAGGGCAGGAGGAGGGUGAGGGGGUGGUGAUUGCGGAGUCUGUGCAACUGCCUGACCCUGGGCCGUACCCUCCGGGGAAGCAGAGGAAGAACCACGUGCGCUUCACACCCACGCAGGUGGAUGCCAUCAUCAGCGGGGUGCAACCCGGGCUGACCAUGAUAGUGGGGCCGCCGGGCACAGGCAAGACGGAUACGGCCGUGCAGAUCCUGCAGGUGCUCUACCACAACUGCCCCGAGCAGCGCACGCUGGUCAUCACUCACUCCAACCAGGCCCUCAACGACCUCUUUGAGAAGAUCAUGCAGCGGGAUGUGCCAGCACGCUACAUGCUGCGGCUGGGAAUGGGCGAGCAGGAGCUGGACACGGAGCAGAAGUUCAGCCGCAUGGGGCGAGUCAACGACAUGCUCGCCCGGCGCCUUGAACUGCUGGCCGAGGUGGAGCGUCUGGCAGUGACUCUUGGGCGGCCGUCUGACGUGGCGUACACGUGUGAGAGUGCCGCCUACUUCUGGCUGCUGCAUGUCCUGGCGAGCAGGGCAGCAACCAUAGUGCGCGACACCUUCCCCUUCACCGAGUUCUUCCAGGAGGCACCGAGCUUUAAGAUGACAGGGGCUUCGUACGCACAGGACAUGCGCAUGGCAGAGACCUGCUUCGAGUUCCUCAAGGGCAUGUUCCAGGAGCUGGAGGAAUGCCGUGCGUUUGAGUUAUUCAAGACCACAGCAGACCGCUCCAACUACCUGAUGGCGCGCCAGGCCAAAGUGGAUCUGGAGGAGUGCCGUGCGUUCGAGCUGUUCAAGACCACAGCAGACCGGUCCAACUACCUGAUGGCACGCCAGGCCAAAGUGGUGGCCAUGACGUGCACGCACGCGGCUCUACCUCACUUCCCCUUUGAAACAUGUCCCCGUUCUUUUACUGCUUCUUUCCCACUCUCUCCUGCCACCUCACAGGAGCUGGAGGAGUGUCGGGCGUUUGAGUUAUUCAAGACCACAGCAGACCGCUCCAACUACCUGAUGGCACGCCAGGCCAAGGUGGUGGCCAUGACGUGCACGCACGCGGCGCUCAAGCGCCGGGACUUCCUGAACCUCGGGUUCCACUUUGACAACCUGCUCAUGGAGGAGUCGGCGCAGAUCCUCGAGAUCGAAACCUUCAUCCCCAUGCUGCUGCAACGCCCCGACGGCCCCUCCCGAACCGUCGGCGGCACGGGCAGCACCUCUGCUGCUGCUUCCGGUGCGGCGGCUGCUGCUGGUGGUGCGGCUGGUGGUGGUGGCAGCAACGGUGCCUUGUCCUACUCUCGCCUGAAGCGCUGCAUCCUAAUCGGAGACCACAACCAGCUGCCCCCCGUCGUAAAAAACAUGGCCUUUCAGAAGUACUCGCGCAUGGAUCAGAGCCUCUUCACCCGCUUCGUCCGCCUAGGAGUCCCCUACAUAGAGCUCAACGCCCAGGGCCGCGCCCGGCCCUCCAUCGCCCAGCUCUACAACUGGCGAUACCGGGAUCUGGGGGAUUUGCCGGUGGUGAAAACCGGAGAGGAGUAUGUGCAGGCGAACGGGGGGUUUGCGUGGGAGUAUCAGCUUGUGGAUGUGGGGGAUUGGAUGGGGAGAGGGGAGAGUGAGCAAAACCCGUGGUUCUACCAGAAUUUGGGCGAGGCUGAGUAUGUGGUGAGCGUGUUUCAGUACAUGCGGCUGCUGGGGUAUCCGGCCGAGAAGAUCUCGAUUCUGACGACGUACAACGGACAGAAGCAUCUGAUCAGGGAUGUGAUCCAGAGGAGAUGCGCCGGGAACCCAUGUUUCGGCCGUCCCAGCAAGAUUACGACGGUGGAUCGCUUUCAGGGACAGCAGAACGACUACAUUCUGCUCUCCCUCGUGCGCACGCGCACCGUCGGCCACCUGCGCGACGUGCGCCGCCUUGUCGUCGCUAUGUCCCGUGCCCGCCUCGGUCUCUACUGCUUCUGCCGCCGCUCGCUCUUUGAGCAGUGCUACGAGCUGCAGCCCACCUUCCAGCUGCUGCUGCAGCGCCCGGAUAGACUCGGGCUGGUGCUGGAGGAAGGGAAUAGGAGGACGGAGAGGCCGGCAGGGGAGGGGAGUGAGGGGGCGUAUCUGGUGCCGGGGAUUGAGGAGAUGGCUAGGAUUGUGGAGUGGCGGCUGCAGAACGUGACUGAGCAGGCUCGGCAGAUGGAGGUGCAUGCUCACAUGGAAGCUCUGGCGCGGCUGCAGCAGCAGCAGAGGCUGCAGCGGAAGCAGCACAAGAGCGGGCGAGGGAGGGGCGGUGGGAGGGGCAGGGGGCGGGGAGGUGGGCGGGGAGGGAGGACGGGAGGGGAGGGAAAGGGGAAGGGUGGGAGGAAGGAGGGGGUGGAAGAGGCUGGGGAGAAGGGGGAGAAAGGGGGAGCGGAGGAGCGGGAGCGGGAUGAGGAGGUAGAGGGCGAGGAAGGAGAGGAAGCAGAGGAGUGGGGAGAGGGAGAGGGAAUGCAAGGUGUAGAAGAGCAUGUGAGGGUGAAAGAGGAGGCUGGGGAGGCAGUGCAACCAGAAGGGGCAGAGCAUGGGGUAGGGCAGCAGCAUGUGGGGGUGGUGAAGGAGGAGCCAGCUGAACCUGGUGCUGCCACGCCUCCUGGACGGUCCUCUGAUAGUGAAUGA